This is a messenger RNA of Rhinocladiella mackenziei CBS 650.93, 849 nucleotides long. RefSeq lists its product as uncharacterized. Gene Ontology annotation, biological process: oligosaccharide catabolic process. The transcript has 3 exons. Bases 1 to 849 code for a protein of 282 amino acids. Gene Ontology annotation, molecular function: alpha-amylase activity. NCBI's taxonomy places the organism in Eukaryota, Fungi, Ascomycota, Eurotiomycetes, Chaetothyriales, Herpotrichiellaceae. The record is from RefSeq and is a predicted model, not a curated record.
AUGGCUCCCUCAUUCAUAGAGCAGCCCAUUGGGGGAUGGAGCGCCGCUCCCGUCGCACGUCGUGCGUGGUGGAAAGAGGCUUCCGUUUACCAGAUCUAUCCUUCGUCGUUCAAAGAUUCGAAUCAUGAUGGUAUUGGCGACAUACCGGGGAUCUUGUCCAAGUUGGACUACAUCAAGGAGCUGGGGGUUGAUGCCAUCUGGCUGUGUCCGGUAUAUAAGUCGCCAAAAGUCGACAUGGGCUACGACAUAGCCGACUAUCAUGAAAUUGACUCCGACUAUGGCAAUUUGGCGGACCUGGAUCGGCUUAUCGCCGCUGCCCAUGAAAGAGGCUUAAAUGUCGUCAUGGAUCUUGUGGUCAACCAUACAAGCGACCAACAUGAGUGGUUCCAGAAGUCGCGUAGCUCUAAAGACAACGAGUAUCGACAAUGGUACAUUUGGCGGAAACCGCGAUAUGACUCUCAAGGAAACCGAUACCCACCCAAUAACUGGUGGUCAUAUUUUCAUGGAAGUGCGUGGGAGUAUGACGAGGUGACGGAUGAAUACUACCUGCAUAUCUUCUGCGCGGAACAACCCGACUUGAACUGGGAACAUCCUCCGCUCCGUCGGGCCAUUCAUGACAUUAUGCGGUUCUGGCUCGAGAGAGGGGGCUUGCCAGAUGCUCCGGUUACCGAUCGGACGACGACCUGGCAGCAAGCUACCAUUCAUUACGCUGCCGGUCCUCGGUUGCACGAAUACUUGAAAGAGAUCGGCGCUAUUCUGGAGGAAUACGGUGCAUUUAGCGUAGAUGGUACUUUUAUAUUUACCUUGUGUUUUCAGGAUUCCUCUCGUGAAGAAGGCUGGAUCUUUUGA